Molecule: messenger RNA, 926 nt
Organism: Nannospalax galili (Upper Galilee mountains blind mole rat)
Lineage: Eukaryota; Metazoa; Chordata; Mammalia; Rodentia; Spalacidae
Gene: Phlda2
Product: pleckstrin homology like domain family A member 2
Exons: 2
Coding region: 245-640 (131 amino acids)
Biological process (GO): positive regulation of apoptotic process; placenta development
Molecular function (GO): phosphatidylinositol phosphate binding
Source: RefSeq, a predicted model, not a curated record
CUGCCGCCGAUAAGGGGCAGCCUGGGGCAAGGGGGUCAGGGCCAGCCCAGGGCAGAGGGUCAGGGGCAGCCCGCGGCGCCGGGUAGAAGGCAGCCCCGGAGGGUGGGCGCGCAGAGCGCGCCGGGACCUAAGCGCGCCCCGAAGGGAGGCGGGCCCGGCGGCGGGGCGGAGCCCUUAUAAGGACCUCGCCCCGGGCCGGCAGCGCACAGAGUCGGUACGGCCACAGCCCCGGAGCUCGAGCGCCAUGAGGACCCCCGGAGAAGUGCUACGCGAGGGCGAGCUGGAGAAACGCAGCGACAGCCUGUUCCAGCUGUGGAAGAAGAAGCGCGGGGUGCUCACCACCGACCGCCUGCGCCUCUUCCCCGCCGGGCCCGGGGCGCGCGCCAAGGAGCUGCGCUUCCACUCCAUCCUCAAAGUGGACUGCGUGGAGCGCACCGGCAAGUACGUGUACUUCACCAUCGUCACCACCGACCGCAAGGAGAUCGACUUCCGCUGCGCCGGGGAGAGCUGCUGGAACGCGGCCAUCACCUUGGCACUCAUCGACUUCCAGAACCGUCGGGCCCUGGAAGACUUCCGCAGCCGGCAGGAGCGCCCCGCCACCGACGCGGAGCCGGAGAACCGCGCUGCCCGGGGUCCCUAAGCCUCGAGCCACACACCAGACCGCUUGGCUGCCGCAGGCAGGAGCCCGUGGGAUGCCCAGAACCGCGGGAGCCCAGGUGGGCGCUCACCUGCCGACCCCCCGCGGACCAGGAGGCCGCUGACCAUCCCCAUCGAAGAUCCUACUGUUUGCGGAGCCUCGCCCCGCUGUGCUGGGGCGUUAACUUAUUGGACUAUCUACAUAUUUAUUUUGACGGUUAUUUGUCGUCAAAUGGUUCUGUCUUAAUAUUUUGUUUUUACACCAGUUUCACCAUUCCAAAUAAAUGAUA